Messenger RNA from Coregonus sp. 'balchen', 3466 nucleotides. The record is from the annotation of a GenBank genome assembly. NCBI's taxonomy places the organism in Eukaryota, Metazoa, Chordata, Actinopteri, Salmoniformes, Salmonidae.
UUAGAUAAUAUACUGUCUUUAAACCAGCUGUUUAAGCGAUCCUUCGAAGCACUGCAAAGAUGCCGAGGGAAGACAGGACCACGUGGAAGUCCAACUAUUUCAUGAAGAUCAUCGUAGGUUGACAUACCACUUUUGAAUUUGAAAACAAUGAUGCUUGGAAGUAUAGAACCCCAUCUUAUGAUUGGCUACUUACAAAGCAGGAUAAGUUACAGUGCAGCUUGUGCAGUACUGCUCUGUCGUUCCCCCUGCACACAUCAACUAGUUUCCUACUAUCCCUGCCUGUCUGCAUCCCACAGCUGACAGGGACGCUUGGUCUCAGACACUUUUGCACAGUAACUAACUGAAAAUAUGUUGCAUAGUCUUGCUUAUCCGAUGGUAGAGGGUUUACAUUUCCUCAAACAGUGAAUUUAGAGCUGGUUGUUUGACUAACUUUUGCUUUUCUUUGCAGCAACUGCUGGAUGAUUACCCCAAAUGCUUCAUUGUGGGCGCAGACAAUGUGGGCUCAAAGCAGAUGCAGGCCAUUCGUCUCUCUCUGCGUGGGAAGGCUGUGGUGCUCAUGGGUAAAAACACCAUGAUGCGCAAAGCCAUCCGUGGCCACCUGGAGAACAAUCCUGCCCUGGAGAAGUACGUUUCGAACAAACACAUUUUGGCCUGAAUUUCUUGGUGAAAAUGUAAAAAUCUACAUCUAAUGACCACUGAUUUGGCUAUUUGCAAAGCAGAAUAAUUUACAGUGUAGCUUGUUCAGUUCUGCUCUGUCGUUCUCCCUGCACACCAACUUGUUUCCUACUAUUCCUGUCUGUCUGCAUCCCAUGGCUUACAAGGACACUUGGUCUCAGACACUCUUUUUCUCAGUUUUGCUAUUUGUGUAUCAUUUGCGGUUUUAUGUGCAAUGUUGACAUUGUUACUGUCUUCACAGGUUGCUGCCCCACAUCAAAGGAAAUGUGGGCUUCGUCUUCACCAAGGAGGACCUGGCUGAGAUCCGGGAUAUGCUGCUGGCCAACAAGGUGGAUGUUCUUUCUAACCAGGCCCUUUGUUGGAACCUCUGGUCUUAUGGUUGAAUUGUCAACUUGGGGUGGGGUCCCAAAUAUCACCCUAUUUGCUUUAUAGAGCACUACUUUUGACCAGGGCACUAUAUAGGGGAUAGGGUGCCAUUUGGAACACAUACAAUGUUAUUAUUUUGUAAUAGACGGUAUAGCCCUUGAUGUAGAAUCCUGUUUUUGGAGUUUGCUUAAAAAUAUGAAAUAACGAUGCAGGAUAAGUUACAGUGCGGCUUGUUCAGUACUGCUCUGUCGUUCCCCCUGCACACAUAAACUAGUUUCCUACUAUCCCUGUCUGUCUGCAUCCCACAGCUGACAGGGACGCUUGGUCUCAGACACAAUUUCCUGUUGAUUUUGCUCAGUCUCAUGGGCUGCAUCAUUUGGGAUGUAUCCAUGGACUCUGCUCUUUUGUUUGAAUGGGAGCCAUAGCUGGAUUGCCCCCUAACCUCAAACCUCUGACUCUCAGGUGCCAGCUGCUGCCCGUGCCGGCGCUAUUGCCCCCUGUGACGUGACUGUGCCAGCCCAGAACACUGGGCUUGGUCCUGAGAAGACCUCCUUCUUCCAGGCCCUGGGCAUCACCACCAAGAUCUCCAGAGGAACCAUUGAAAUCCUGGUGAGUGUGGUGACUGCAGUUUUAAGUCCUCAGCCAGUCUAUGCUUAGUGAGCUCUACUUUAGACUAAUGAGAUGGUGGAAUUACGUUCAGUCACCCUCUAAAUAAGAGGUUCUUCAGUGAUGAGACGAUGACGAGUCGGAACGGGACAUAGUCUGUCUCUGGGGUAGCUGGGUCAGUGUCACGUUCUGUGUCUCUGGGUUCAGCUCCCCGGAGCAGUGUGUCUUUACAGUUGAAGACAUCGAGGCAUUUGUCUGAGAAGGGUUUCCCGAUUGAUGUUGCUAGGCUAUGUUGCGUAUAAUACACAUGUUCUGAUUUGUGUAGGAUUAGUAUUGUAAUGUUUUCUUCUCUAGAAAACAAUGGGGCUUUUCUGAAAAUGAAAAACUGUAGACUAAUGGUCUGAACCCUUAAUUUCUCCCUACAGAGCGAUGUGAUGCUCAUCAAGCCUGGAGACAAGGUGGGAGCCAGUGAGGCCACGCUGCUCAACAUGUUGAACAUCUCGCCCUUCUCCUUCGGUCUGCUCAUCCAGCAGGUGUAUGAUAACGGUAGUGUCUAUAGCCCUGAGGUGCUCGACAUUACCGAGGAUGCUCUGCACGCCAGGUUCCUGGAGGUGAGGAAGCGCACACUGCCUUGUAAAGAUACUUUGAGUCCAUGACUCAAAACCAGUUUAUUAUUAUUAUUGGUGCCUUGAAUAGUAAAUGAAACGGACUAAAAUGUAGUACUGUCCUAUUAAGUCUUAAUUCGUUUCCCCUUCUUCCUUAGUCUUGUCUCCAUAUGUAAUGUUCUAAAAACAAGUGAAAAUGAUCCAUUGAAGAGGACUACAACAGUCUAGCUGUCAAGUUCAGGAACUUAUUCUCUUUUAGCUUUUGAGGAAGCAGGAUAAGUUACAGUGCAGCUUGUUCAGUGCUGCUCUGUCGUUCCCCCUGCACACAUCAACUAGUUUCCUACUAUCCCUGUCUGUCUGCAUCCCACAGCUGACAGGGACGCUUGGUUUCAGACACAAAUUUAUUAAAUAUGUAUUGGAACAUUCACACUUGAGUGAAAAGCUGAAAGUUGCUGUCAUGCCUGUCCUGACCACAACUUGUUGUCUUUCAGGGUGUGAGGAACAUCGCCAGUGUGUGUCUUGAGAUCGGAUACCCCACUCUGGCCUCCAUCCCCCACACCAUCAUCAACGGAUACAAGAGAGUCCUGGCUGUUGCCGUGGAGACUGACUACUCCUUCCCCUUGGCAGAAAAGGUAUGGCGUCCCACCCCCAUUUGGACCACAUAGUAUUGAAAUGGAUGACUGACCAAGUGCUGGCCCAGUCCACACACAACCUAGCCCCCAGGAUGUUGCUGUAAGUCAAAGAAUUGUAUAAGUAAUAUGGUUGUAGCGCCACCUUGCCCUCUAGUUGAGGAAUGUUCACCACAUCACUUUUGCCUGUCAAAUCCUUGGUUGUAACAUCUACAUAGGGAAAAGGGGCCACAGUUUGAUUCUGGAAUGGGCCACAAUGUCUGACACCAGGUCAUCCAUUGGCACGUUAUAUCCAUAGAGUUCUACAUUUUAGUUAACAUUGCUUCUCUACCCCCUCUUUUCCCAGGUGAAAGCUUACCUGGCUGACCCCACUGCCUUCGCUGUUGCUGCUCCUGUGGCUGUGGCCGAGACUGCUGCUGCCCCGGCCGCCGCUAAGGUGGAGGCCAAGGAGGAGUCUGAGGAGGGCUCUGACGACGACAUGGGCUUCGGCCUAUUCGACUAGAAGGCAACCAACUCUGCUCUUAUGGUUGCUAACCAAAUUCAAGAAUAUCAUUGAAUGUAAUAAAAACCUCCAGAAAAAUCUAA